AUGUACCCAACUAUUCAAAAACUUAUCCAAUAUCUUAAUGAUAUUUAUAUCAAACUAAUUAUAUCCGAAAUUCAAGAUGUUUGUAAAACAAUAAAUGAAUCAAUGCUAAAACAUUGGGAUGAACCAAAAGAAACAGGAUUAAUUGCAUCAUACUUGAAUCUCUACUUUAAAAAUUUAUGUUUUUUAAGUCCUUCAGAAAAAAUAGAAACAAUUAAUUUGAUUCGUACAAAAAUUACAAACUUAUCUGAUUUGUCUGCUUUUACUACUUCUAAUAACCCUAUUCAAAAUACAUAUGAGCAUAUGAUGAGCAAGUUUUUUGAUGAUGAUGAUACUGAUACGCAUUUAUUAUCUUUAGAUGUCAAAUUGCAAUUAUAUGAUA
Racocetra fulgida is the source of this 379-nucleotide messenger RNA. The record is from the annotation of a GenBank genome assembly. NCBI's taxonomy places the organism in Eukaryota, Fungi, Glomeromycota, Glomeromycetes, Diversisporales, Gigasporaceae.